CCCCUUUUGAUUUUCGUUUUCAGAAUUAGGAUUGGAGGUCACCAUACCCAAAAAGAUUUUUCAGUGAGAGGCAAGGAACCCAAGGACGAGGUUCAAAUUUAUACCUGGAUGGAUGCUACACUUAGAGAGAUGACUGAUCUCGUGAAAGAAGUAUCUCCAGCUGCCAGAAGACGAGAUGCAAAAUUGUCAUUUGCAGUUGUAUAUCCUGAUAAAAAUGGUCGUAUGCAAGUAAAGAAGACUUCCCAUUUCUCAAUUUAG
Molecule: messenger RNA, 258 nt
Organism: Spinacia oleracea (spinach)
Lineage: Eukaryota; Viridiplantae; Streptophyta; Magnoliopsida; Caryophyllales; Amaranthaceae
Product: histone deacetylase complex subunit SAP18-like
Exons: 4
Biological process (GO): negative regulation of DNA-templated transcription
Cellular component (GO): nucleus
Molecular function (GO): transcription factor binding; transcription corepressor activity
Source: RefSeq, a predicted model, not a curated record